Messenger RNA from Tachysurus vachellii, 5472 nucleotides. RefSeq names its product ephrin-B2a (gene efnb2a). Bases 725 to 1714 code for a protein of 329 amino acids. Gene Ontology annotation, biological process: ephrin receptor signaling pathway; axon guidance; blood vessel morphogenesis. NCBI's taxonomy places the organism in Eukaryota, Metazoa, Chordata, Actinopteri, Siluriformes, Bagridae. Gene Ontology annotation, molecular function: ephrin receptor binding. The transcript has 5 exons. Gene Ontology annotation, cellular component: plasma membrane. The record is from RefSeq and is a predicted model, not a curated record.
AUCGCGGUUUUGAACAGACCGACAGUGCACAGGCGCGCGCGCUCCGUGUCUUCGUGCACUUUCUCUCCGGACCUGCGAAGCUCGAGCGACCCGUGACAACUUUAAUUUAACUGCGCCUUGUUUUUCAUUUACAUUAUUAUUAUUUUUUUUUACUUUCACUCAUUUGUCAUUAUUAUCAUCAUUAUUAUAUUGUUAUCGUUUUCAGUCCGUCGUUACCGUACCGGAGCUCGCGCACUUCUCUCCUAUACGGAAUACCUUGUGCUGGUUUUGCGCGCGCGCUCCUCUCUCUCUGAGUGUGUGUGAGAGUGUGUGUGUGUGUGUGUGUGCGGUGCAUUUGGGAUCGUUACUCCCUGGCCGUGUUCUUCUCCCAUGCUGAAGUGACCGGAGGAUUAAGUUGAUGGUUCAGCACAUCUCCAUACGGGAUCAUGUACCUGUCCUCUUCCUGUCUGCACGCUACAGGCCCGACGGAAACAGCUGAAACGCACUCAGCUUUACUUUAACUCCUUUUAUUUCCUUAUCCCCGUGUUUGUGAAUGAGAAACUGAGCUUUGGGUCAGUGCGCGAGGCGCAGCGCCGGGAUGCUCCACCCGUAACGGGCUUUACUGUCGCACCUGGAGGCAGGAUAUCAGGAGCUGGGAUUGUCGGCUACACUCCUCAGGGGCUCUGCUUUUAUUCUGCUGAUUUUUCUCUGUUGUUUUCACUAUUGUGAGACGGAUUUAGAGGUCAUGGGGGAGUCUCUGUGGACCUACUACUUUGGGGUGUUGGUGCUCGCGUGCAAGGUGAACGCCACCGUGCUGGAGUCCAUCUACUGGAACACGACCAACACCAAGUUUGUUCAAGGCCAGGGUUUAGUCCUGUAUCCUCAGAUCGGUGAUAAGAUGGACAUUGUGUGUCCCCGUGUGGAGGGCGGCUCCAUGGACGGAGUCGAGUACUACAAACUCUACAUGGUUCCUCGCGAGCAGCUGGACUCGUGCACGGUGACGAAGGCCGACACGCCGCUGCUGAACUGCGUGAAACCCGACCAGGACGUCAAAUUCACUCUCAAGUUCCAGGAGUUCAGUCCUAAUCUCUGGGGCUUGGAGUUCUUCAGAGGAAAAGACUACUACAUCAUCUCAACGUCGAAUGGAACGAUGGAGGGCCUGGAGAACCAGGAAGGAGGAGUAUGUAAAACGAAGUCCAUGAAAAUCGUCAUGAAGGUCGGACAAAACCCAUCAGACCCUCUUCCUCCCAAAGAGUAUCCCACCAAACAUCCGCCCAAAUACACCGACACGGGCAAGGACAAAUCCAACGAAGUGCUUGACAAACCAGGUACGUCUCAUCACGAGGGUGAGACGGCCGACGGAGGCAGCGGAGGCAAAUCGUCAUCAGUGAUCGGCUCCGAGGUGGCUCUGUUCGCCGGCGUGGCCUCCGCCUGCGUGAUUGCCGUGGCCGUCGUGGUCAUGCUGGUCGUGCUGCUGCUCAAACACCGGCGACGCCACGGCAAGCACUCGCCCCCUCACACCACCACGCUGUCGCUCGGCUCCCUGGCAACGCCCAAAAGAGGCGGCGGAAACAACAACGGCUCCGAGCCCAGCGACAUCAUCAUCCCGCUGAGGACGGCCGACAGCGUCUUCUGCCCGCACUACGAGAAAGUGAGCGGCGAUUACGGCCACCCCGUGUACAUCGUACAGGAGAUGCCUCCUCAGAGCCCCGCUAACAUCUACUACAAGGUGUGAGAGACUGAGGACUGAACUUUAAACUUUGACCCUGUUGCCCCCUCAAUGAAUCAGCCCCUCCCCAUAGAGGUGGCGGUUGUUGACGAAGCUCGCUCUGCGCCUCUUCUCGUGGCUGUCGUAAAAAACAAAUGUUUUUUUUUUUUUUUUUUUUAAUUUUCCAAAUAUUCCUUAUUAUUCUUCAGUGUAGAGAUUUUAAGCGGUGGAGUGAGGCUGCUGCUUUCAAACCCCUCACGAUUAGUAACAAAAAAGAAACAUGUGCACUAAUUGAUGUGUGUUUGUGAGGCAGGGGUGUGUUUGGGGCCCGUGUUUAAAAGCAGUGAGGGGACAAGGGUGACUCUCCUUACGGGGAGAAGGACAAAAUAAGAGCGACAGAAUGAAGUGACUCAAGUAAAAAAAUAAAAAAUAAAUAAGGAAUCAAGGAACCCUGACUGCAAACUUGUGCCUGUCGUGGGGAAAUUCCUCGGUUCAUUGGUCACAGAUACCGGAAGUGGACUUUGAGGAAACAGGACUCAUAAUGCAGGACGUGCUGUCAGACCUGAACACGGACAUCACCUGUUUCGCUCGCCUUCUUGGUCACCGUUUUUUUUCUCGAUCGUUUUCACUCUCCCUUCAUCUCGAAACCUUCUUUUUAUCUCCUGCAAAGUGACUCACACAAUCGUUACUUGAAGGCUUUGCGUAUGGUCACGUGUCUUACCCGCAUUUCUCUUCGUCAUUCCCAGUUCGGCUCACCUGCGGAUUCGUUUGAUAGUUCUAGGUAUUGUCAUAGAGAUCCUAUUGUGCUGGUUAAUUCGUGCUGUUUGUACGUCGUGUGGGACACACACACACACACACACACACACACACACACACAGAUAUACACAGACACACACAUUUCACUCAAGUUUGAAGCCAAGGGCUAGAGAGAGCAGAAUAGGGGGGAGAAAAAAGGUAGCGGGAAGAAAGAUGUGAACACUUUAACAGCACUUUUAAAGACAAAAAAAAUCACCUGGCCCAAAUGACACACACACACACAUACACACACACACACACACAGGAUAGUGAGUGAAAUGGUGGCAUCGACAGCGCUUGUCCAGCUGCCAUUAUUAUCACGCUUACGAAUAUUUUUCACUAAACCAUUUCUGAUGAACCGGUGCUGACAUACUCAUGCAAAAGCACAGGGUCAUCUGACGCAUUGCUAUUAGCAUAAUGAUUAUUAUUAUUAUUAUUUACUUUUUUAAAUGAAAACAGAAGACUUAAUUAACAUUUUGUUUUGUCGACGAUUUCGGUUAGUUGUACAUUAAAACGGAGAGAAAAAAUCAGGCGAAAGCAAACAGAAAGACGUAGAAAAGAACUUAUUUAUGAUACACAGAGCACACAAACGGCCAGGCAGAUAUUAAUAACUUAGCGAGCAGGCACAUUAUGCAAAACGUAGACCUUUCCCAUUUAAAAACAAAACAAAACAUUUCUCACCCCCAUUCACACUGAAUUCGCGAUUAAUCCGAACCCAAAUAGUUGCCUUUUUGAACCACAUACACUACACAUACGCAUAUGGCCAGGAAAAGGGGCAGCUUGGGAAAGAAAGCUGGAGAGAAAAAAACAGCAUGUUGGGUUUAAAAUAGCUAAAAGGAAUGAGAAGGAAGGGCCAAAAAAGAGUCUGGAGGAAAGGCGAGUCUGGCAGAAUCUUGCUUAGCGAGGAUAAAAUAAACCGGCUCCUCUAGCUUGGCUGUCUUGUUUGAUGAAGCUCAGAGAGCAUUGGGUUGAAAUUAGGCCUCUCAAGUGGGAAGGAGGGCAGUGGACAAGAGUUAGGAAGCCAGCCAGGCGGGAAUUAGCUCAGGCUAAAAUUGUAAAUCAUAAAAAAAAAAAAAGAAAAGGGGGGCAACUUUCGUGCUACUCCCGAGGCAAAGAAAUGUUGACAUUAAACACAAAGAGAGCUGCUGGCAGGAGAGGAAGUAGCUGCACCCAUGGGAGCGAUUGGGUGCAUUCCCACAAUCCUCUCCUUCCUCGUCCCUCAGCUCUCAUGAGAAACCCCCUCCGGUCAGCGUAACGGUGUGUGAGGUUGUACACCUUGUCAACCUUUCUAUCGAACUACUCGUGUAUUUCCCUCAUCGACACUCUCUUCACACAAACGAGAAGGUUCACCCGCGGUGGACUUUUGAGAUUUUCGAACAUAAGCAGAAAUUCGGCUGUGGGUCGCCACGGUCACGUAUUAAUUGUUCACAUUUUUCAUUUCCAUCUGUUUCACGGAGAUCGUCGAAUCUCGCCAAGAAGCCAAGCCUUGUGGGAUCUGAGGUUUGUGCCUCUGUAAGAGGCCACAAAAUAAGCAAAUAUGCAAUUUUUAUUUAUUUUUGUAACAAUUGAGAGACAAAAUGAAAUGCUUACACCUAUGGAAAAGUGUUCUUAUCCACUGAAAUGAGUGAAAUUAAACAAAAAAAACAAUACAACAUAAAGAAAACAACACAAUCCUGUUGUGUUUCCUUUUUUUCCUCAGAUAGUAUUCAUUUUAUAAAGCAGAUUUUUUUUUUUUUUUUAAACUGUGUGCAGUGAAGUAUGAAGUAAACUGUGAAGAAAAAAAAAACAACAUUCACAAAAUCGAGCAGAUGCUUUGAAACUCACGUUACAGAAACACACCCACGCCAGCGUUUGGUCGCUGUCUGAUACGGAACUUAAAAAAAACAACAACAACGACAAAAAAAAAAAAACAACAAAAAAAACGACAAUCUUCUUAGUUUCUUUGAAUCUGAAGUCCGCUCUUUAUUAAAGCGACUCACAAACAUUCUUCUGUGAGCGGAACGAGAGGAAAAGCGAGAGCCUCCGGGUCGCGUCACGCUUCUCGGAAGCUCGGAUGUUUGUGAAAUGCAGAGUGAGUGAAGCGUCUUCAGGCUACUGUAAAAUGCCUUCGCUCGUUUCGUCAUCCCAAAAUUCAGAUGACAUAUUUUUUGCACCGUAAACCUGUAGGUAAGAAAGCUGUAAAUACAUUCAUGUUUGUAUUGUAAAUGAAUCCCUGGUUCAAACGAUAGCCUUAUUCCCAUGGGUUUUUUUUUUUUUAUUUUUUAUUAUUUUUAUUAUUUUUUUUAAUUUCAAGUAAAUGAAAUUUAAAAAGGACGGUGGAUUAAAAAACAAAAAAAAAACGACAGUAAUGCUACACAAGAAUACAUUUUUUUGGUAAACAGAUCGUGUAAAUAUCAACAGACCCAACAUAACAUUUUUUUAAUAAACGUAUAGUAAGAUGUUUUGUAUAAAAUUGGAAUUUUUUGCUAUGUAUUUUAGCUAGCGCUCGCCGGAAGUUCCCGCCCGUAUCCUAACACCUUGGCCCUUUUGCACUGUUUCCAUGGUAAUUUGGUUUUAUUAAAAAAAAAAAAAAAAAAGAAAGAAAUAGAUAAUAAUAAUAAAAUAAAAUAAACAAACGAAACAAAACAAAAGAAGAGAGUUGCCAAACCGACUGCUGCAUAUUUGUGCCAUACGUGUGUACCAUAGAUAUUUAUUUAAUUAGUUCUUUGUUUUUGUUUGUAUUUGACUUCAUUUCUGUCCAGUUUGUAUGCAAAUUCAGUAUUACGGUUGGGUUUUGUCUUUCCUCGCACUUCCCCUAUGUCCGUCUGUCGCUGUGGUUUUCCCAGCGGCUGUAGCUCCGCCCACUUUCCUUCCCUCCACCUCCCCUCACUUCCAGUGAGAUCUGGUCAGGCCGUGAAACAGUAAAAAAAAAAUAACACACACAUUCCACACCCAAGUCUGUUACAAACUGAAAAUGUUUUUUUUUUCAAUAAAAUAUUUUUCCUAUGGAA